This is a messenger RNA of Prunus armeniaca (apricot), 684 nucleotides long. Lineage: Eukaryota; Viridiplantae; Streptophyta; Magnoliopsida; Rosales; Rosaceae. The record is from the annotation of a GenBank genome assembly.
AUGAGUUUGAUGGUUGGUCAUCUUCUACCUCCAACUUCCAAACACUCAUUCACUAAAACCUCUCAUUGCCUUCAAAACCCAAAAGCUAGUUUGCAAAGUUCAGCCCCAAAGCCCACAAUCUUACCCAGUCUACUCUCUUUGGCUCUCUCUGUAACACUAAGCUCACCUUUUCCUGUUUUAGCAAUCCCUUCUCUCAACCCCCAGUCCAAUUUAGUCCCUCCCCCCACCACUCCAUUCUCUCAAUCCAAGAAUUUGCAGACUGGGCUGGAAAAUGGAAAAAUCAGACCUUGCCCAUCGAUAAAUCCAGGCUGUGUGUCAACAAAUCCAAGGUCAUCAUCGUUUGCAUUUCCAUUGACGAUUCCUGCAAAUUCUUCAGACAAUGCAAUUCAGAGGUUGGAAGAAGCAAUCUUGGAAACUCAAAAGAAUGCAAAAAUUCAAAUCUUGCAAGAUACCCCUGAUGGAGGCCAAUAUCUACAAGCUGAGUUUGAUGGAGGGUUUGGCCGAGAUGUGCUGGAGUUUCUGGUGAAAGGAGACUUGGUUUCUUACAGGUGCAUGGCCACAAAAGUAACCUACUUGUACCCUUUCACUACUGCUUUGGGGAAUUCAAAGGGACAAGAAGAAAGGAUGAAGAAAAUCACUGACCAGUUGGGUUGGUAUGCUCCAAGUUUCGAAGCCAUGGACUAA